Molecule: messenger RNA, 794 nt
Organism: Cucurbita moschata (crookneck pumpkin)
Lineage: Eukaryota; Viridiplantae; Streptophyta; Magnoliopsida; Cucurbitales; Cucurbitaceae
Exons: 1
Coding region: 160-552 (130 amino acids)
Biological process (GO): mRNA processing
Source: RefSeq, a predicted model, not a curated record
AAAAAAUCCAAAUUUUGUUCCUCUGUCUUUCUCAUCUGCUUAGGGUUUGUGGCGCUGUUCGUUCUCCCACUCUCUUCCGACUUCUCUUUUUCAUCUCCAUCAGUAAAUCUCUCUAAAAGAUAAAGCUUCAUUUAGUUUCAAAAGCUUCGCUCUGUUCCAAUGGCGUCGAUUCUUCAAAAGCUCAUUAGAAAAUCGCCACCUACAAGAACAAUUGCUGCUCUCGCUAGCCAGACCUCACAAAAUCUCUCAUUGCCCUAUAUUCUUCACCAGCCUCUUGACAUUGAUAGGAAACCAGACGGCCAUUGUGAUUCUAAUUUAAACGCUGUUUCAACUUCGAAUCCGUCUCAAUUUUCGCUGUUCUUCCCUAGUUUUCCAUUUGGGCUUUGCUUGCAGCAAAUCUCCUCAACUGGCUCGAUUCGAUUCGAGCCGGAUUAUGUUGAAGAUGACGAUUCUCGGAAGCUGUGGGCUGAUAGCGUGAAGAAGAAGAGGAAACGCAAGAUGAACAAACACAAGUACAAGAAGCUAAGGAAGAGACUUCGUAGACAGACAUAGUUUCUUUAUUUGGUAAGACUAUAUAUAUUCUUUUUAGUCUUGUAGAAUGGGUUUAAAAAUUUUCCUUCGUCAUUGUUCUUAGUGGCCAAUUCUUAGAGAUUAUUGUUUCGAGCUUAAAGGAAGCUUUUCAUAGAUGUGCUUUUUGUUUUCCCUGAAUAAGUUUGGAAGUGUUGUGUUAACUUGAAGUACAAAUGAUUCAUACUUCCUGUGUAGGGGUUUAUUGCAGAUUUUGUUUUCAUUUU